CACUUCCGAAUAAUUAUACAUAAAUAUAGCUUGCAGGCGUUGGUUCGAGAGUUCGGAAAAGUUUUAGUUAUUGGUGUAUGAACUGGUCACACAAAUUUGAUGAAUUAGAGUCGUAUUGCAGAAGGCAGAUUGCGCGAAAGAUUUCAGCGAUCAUGUACUGCGCAGUAUAUGGAUGUUACAGUAACAACAAAAAUAAUUCUGACAAUUCUAUUCAUUUUUUCACUUUCCCAAACGGCGUAAAAAAUACAGAUGAAAAAAAACGAGAAAAAAUUUGUAUUGAAUUUUGUAAAAGAAAGGGUUACAAACCUACAAAGAACUCGACUAUUUGCUCUCUGCAUUUUGAGAACGAUGCCUAUAUACCAUCUUGUUCACCGUCUUUUUUAAAUUCAAUUAACUUCUUGGGGAAAAAGAAAGCCAUGCUAAAGGGUGAUGCUAUACCCACAUUAAAUAAACCCAAGACCGCAAGUAAAGCUGAAAAACUAACUGCAAAGAGUCGAUGCACAGGCAGUCACUCGAGAAGAAAGGAUAUUGAUGCCAUGGUAGGAGAAUACAUAGAGAACAAAUGUGCCCCAGUUGAAGAAGAAAUUGUAAACGCAGAUGCAUGGAGUUCUCGUGGGGAGGUUAUUUUCCAUGAGAACUCAGAUUUAAUCCAAACAACGCACCUUGCUAGUUCUGUGUCAAAAAGAAAAAUUACACAAAAUAAAAAAGACAAAGCGACACAAAUUGGAAAGCCGUGCAGAUGCUACAAUAAUCGAAAACAAUUUAAAAGUGUCGCUGUUCAAACAUUCAUAACGGCAGAGAGACUAAAGGCAGACCUUUUUACAACAAGUGCAAAAAUAACAUCCACUAGUUCACAGACAGAUGAAACAAAAGCCACUCUGGGUAGUGUACAGUUGCCAUUUGGCACAUCUGAUAUUGGUCUUGACGAUAACAGAUUUUCAAAAACUGUGGACAAAAAUGAUACAAAUGAAUUUGAUCAGGAGCAAGAUACAGAUAGUGAAGAAUUCUUACUUGGAGAUACAAAUACUGAAGACUCAGAGUUCGAAGACAAUAUUAACAGCAAUGUAGAAUCUAAAUGCACGAGUAAGAUUUUGCCACGCAACAAGCUUCCGCAAGAUCAAAGGAAAUUUAUUGUGUUUGAAGAUUCCCUGGUUGAAUGUUUCGAUCGCUGCUCUAAAUGUGGUAGUAAAUACCUUGUUAGCGUAGCAAACACCAUUGGAACCUUUUCCAGAAUAUCCGUUCAAUGCGUACUAGACGAAACCCAUAGCUUUACAUGGUGCACAGGCCCCUUGUGUAAUAGACUACCGGUAUUUCACCUGAUGCUGGCCUCAGGCAUCUUGGCCACAUGGCUAGAAUGUGCUAAGGUUCUUCGACUUCUCAGUGCAUUGAAAAUAAAAUGUUUCACACGUCGUGAAUUUUCAAGAUUGCAAUCGGCGUAUGUUAUACCUGCCGUGUUCAAUGUUUGGGGGGGUGAGAAAAAGAGAUUGUUACAAAAACUUAAAGGACAAACUUGCUGUAUUGCGUCAGAUAUGCGAGUAGAUAGCCCAGGUCACAGCGGGUUGUUUGUUUCCGGGACCUCUUUGGAUGUCGAUAACAAUGUCAUACUUGAUACACAGAUCAUAAAGAGCACUGAAGUCAAGAAUUCCAACGCCAUGGAGCUAGAAUCCAUCAAGCGUCAACUCGCAUACCUUGAAAAGGGUGAUGUUAAAAUUACCAAGCUUGUGACUGACAGACACAUCCAGGUUACAUCUUUCAUGGCUAAGGAGAAGCAGCUAAUUCUCUAUUUGAGAGAAAAAGAGGUUACUUAAACUUGUAAAAAAGAAGAAAUUUUGUGCAAUUAAGCCUUGGAUUGGGGUAGCUACAUUUAAAAAAUGUAUAUCAUGCCAUUCCAGAGGAGUAUGAGUGAUACUUGUAGCUAUAUCUUAAACUUUAUCUAACAGUCCAUCAUAAAUCAUUUGUAUUGGGUGGCAAGCUCAUUCAGCACUGAAAUUGAAAAAGAAGAAAAGUGGAAAAGUUUGGCAAAUCACAUUGCUGAUAUUCAUACUCACGAAGACAACAAGGUGUUUACCAAAUGCUUGCAUGAAGCUACUAAACGGCAAUGGUUAAAAAAAGGUAGUGCAGCUCA
Messenger RNA from Xenia sp. Carnegie-2017, 2125 nucleotides. RefSeq lists its product as uncharacterized. The record is from RefSeq and is a predicted model, not a curated record. The transcript is spliced from 5 exons. Bases 78 to 1808 code for a protein of 576 amino acids. Lineage: Eukaryota; Metazoa; Cnidaria; Anthozoa; Malacalcyonacea; Xeniidae.